CCUCGUAUCAUUCUCCCUUUUUCUCCCUAAUUCCGAAACGGCCCCAAAUUCUAGGUUUUACGUUCACUUCGCUACGCCUCUCUGAUGUGAAUUAUGGCAAAGGGGAAACUCAUACUGAUCAGCCAGUAUGGUGGUGAAUUUAUAACAAAAGAUGAUGGGAUCUUAUCUUAUAAUGGAGGAGAGGCAAAUGCUGUGAGCAUCAAUCAUGAUACCUUGUAUGAUGAUUUGAAGUUGAAGAUUGCUGAAUUGUACAAUUUGGAUCUGAAAACUAUUGCGCUCAAGUACUUUCUCCCAGGAAAUCAACGAAAUCUUAUUACUUUGAAGAAUGAAAAGGACCUAAAGAGGAUGCUUGAUUUUCAUGGGAACUCAGUGACAGCUGAUGUCUUUGUAUCUGGGAAACAUGGGUUUGAGCGUCCAGCCUUGAAGAAUGAUGCCUCAAGUGGUAAUACAUCCAGGGGAGUUGGCAUAAAAUUGGCAGAGACUGUGGACCAUGUAAUUCCUCCCCCAGCUGCUAAUAGUUCUGGCCCUGAUGUAAGAUCUAGGCAAAAGAAUGCUGCAGCUGCUGAUAGAGUUCCGGUUAUUACGCCUGAUAAUUUGGUGGAUGUCAAUGUAACUAUGGAGAGUCCAAGCAGAACCACCAGCACAUCUACUCCUUCCUCUGCGCAUGGUGGUGAUUAUGAUUCCGAUUAUGCUCCCCGCCGUGUUGUUGCUGGUGGUGUUUCUGCUCGUAGCCCCAUCAACUUUGAUGCAGGUAGCACCCCAGCAGAUACAGUCAAAAAGAGAAGGCGUACUGCUUCUUGGAAAGUUGGUACCAAGGGUCCAGUUAUUGUGUCAGAUGCAGAUAACGCACAAGAAAAGCGAUCUCGUAAGAAGAGUAGCAGAGGCAGAUUUAUCAAGGUACAUGAUGACGUUGAACUGAAAGGAGAUCCUAAGUCAGGGACAGAUGAUCUGGGGAGUCCCUACGGUAUUGUUAUUCGUGAUCAAGAUCUUCCAGAAAAUCUGGUUGCUUCAUGGAGAGAUAGCAUUACCGGAGUAGGUCAUGACUUUGAAAGUGUGAAAGAGUUUCGAGAUACCCUGCAGAAGUAUGCUAUUGCUCAUCGUUUUGUCUACAAACUAAAAAAGAAUGAUACAAAUCGUGCUAGUGGCAUGUGUGUUGCUGAAGGCUGUCCUUGGAGGAUUCAUGCAUCUUGGGUUCCUGCAUCUCAAUCAUUUAGGAUUAAGAAGUUCGAUAAUGUACACACAUGUGGAGGGGAAGCUUGGAAAUCUGCUCAUCCCGGAAGGAAUUGGCUGGUUAGCAUUAUAAAGGAGAGGUUACGAGAGUCCCCACAUCAUAAACCCAAGGAUAUUGCUAAUGGCAUUUUCCGGGACUUUGGGAUCGAACUAAAUUAUACACAAGUGUGGCGUGGGCUGGAGCAUGCCAGGGAGCAGCUUCAAGGUUCAUACAAAGAUUCGUACAAUCAGUUACCAUCUUUUUGUGAGAAAGUGAUGGAGACAAAUCCUGGUAGCUUUGCCAAUCUCGUCACUAAUGAUGACAAAAGGCUUAAAUGCCUUUUUGUCUCAUUUCACUGCUUAAUACAUGGUUUUCAAAAUGGUUGUCGCCCCCUUCUUUUUCUUGAAUCAACAUCAUUAAAGUCAAAAUACCAGGAAAUGUUGUUGACAGCCACUGCAGUCGACGCAGAUGAUGGGUUCUUCCCAGUUGCCUUUGGCAUAGUUGACGUUGAAAAUAAUGACAAUUGGCGUUGGUUUCUGGAACAAUUGAAUUCUGCAAUUUCAACUUCCCAGCCCAUCACUUUUGUCUCAGAGAGGGAAAAGGGUUUAAAGAACUCUGUGCUUGAGGUAUUUGAGAAUGCUUAUCAUGGUUAUUCCAUGUUCCACCUUGUUGAAAGCUUCAGGAGGAGUUUGAGAGGUCCAUUUCACGGGGCUGAUGGAAGAGGUGUCUUGCCUGGUAUUUUUCUUUCCGCUGCUCAUGCUGUCCGAAUUGGUAGUUACAAAAAAUUCACUGAACAAAUAAAGCAGAUCUCAUCACAAGCAUAUGAUUGGGUAAUCCAAAUAGAGCCAGAGUGUUGGACAAGUUUGCUAUUUAAGGGAGAGCGUUAUAACUAUAUCACUGAAAAUGUCUCUGAACUGUACACCAAGCUUAUGGAGGACGUCCAGGAGGCUACAAUAAUGCAGAAGAUUGAGGCUCUCGUAUGUAUGAUUAGUGGUUUGGUUAAGAAUCGGCAAACGCUGUCAAGUUUGUGGUCUUCUAAACUAACUCCAUCAAUUGAGAAAAAGCUGCAGGAAGAUGCACUUAAAGCCCGCAGUCUGAAAGUGUUGUUCUCGUCUGAUAUCCUUGCUGAGGUUCAUGAUGAUUGCACCCAUGUUGUGAACAUUGAAAGCCAGGAAUGUACUUGCCUGGAAUGGAAAGAGAAUGGUCUACCAUGCCGGCAUGCUAUUGCUGUCUUAAAUUGCAGGGGCAAAAGCAUUUAUGAUUACUGCCCAAAACAUUUCACCGUAGAGAGUUUUUGUUCAAUAUAUUCUGCAUCCUUGAACCCUAUACCUGACAUUGGCAAGCCUAUAGACAAGGAAGAGGCUGAUUCAGACUCAGUACAGGUGCUUCCCCCAAAUCCCCCUAAAUUAACUCCUGAACAGAAGAAGGAACAGGCGAGAAAGGAGGCGCUGAAUAGGAGGACAGUCACUUGUACUAGGUGCAAGGAGCCAGGACACAAUAAAGCCUCGUGCAAAGCAACUUUGUAAUUCCUAAGUUCCUUCUUGUUGUGCAUCCUGUACAGCUUGUACAAUAGCAAUUGAUUGCUUGUUGACGAGCUUAUCUUAGCAGCUCAGACAUGCUGUGCAGUUGUCUUCAUUAGAUUAAUCAUUAGCAUAGGACUAUAUUGGACUGAAAACAAUUUUAGGAAACGGAAAUCUAGGUUUGAACUUGUGUUGAUAGUUGUUUCCAAUUUAGUUAUGUUGAAUUUUCGGGCAAAUGGCAUGGUUGGUUUGUUUGUUUU
Molecule: messenger RNA, 2990 nt
Organism: Coffea eugenioides
Lineage: Eukaryota; Viridiplantae; Streptophyta; Magnoliopsida; Gentianales; Rubiaceae
Exons: 3
Coding region: 94-2736 (880 amino acids)
Molecular function (GO): protein binding; zinc ion binding
Source: RefSeq, a predicted model, not a curated record